CCCGAAAUGCUGUUUGCACCCUUUGGAGCGGGCAUCGUGUACGUGGACCGCCGCGUUGUCCUAUAUGGCUUGAUCCGUCCGCUAGGAGAUGAUACGAUAGCUCUGAAGGCGGGACCGCAAUUGGAAUCUCAAUAAGUUGUGCUCCAGCGUCCCACUCCAUCUCCCACUCCUCCCUAUAUUAACCCGCUCUCAAUGGCGUACUACCCCCAAUCCACCUCGUACUACACCCCAGCUGCGUAUCCCUACGCGUACCAAUACGCCCAGCCCAGCGUAGCCAUGCCCUCCUACUACACCUCUUCCUCCUCCCACCCCCGCCGCUCGCGCUCGCAGUCCUACUCCCAAUCGCACGCGCCGUCCUACGUGCAGAUGCCCGCCUCGCACUCGUACGGCUACGCGCAGCCGCAACCACAGCCGCAGCCGCAACCGCAGGUGUACUACGCCUACGCCCCGAGCAAGUACCCCCAGGCCACCGCGCAGUACCCACAGGGCACCUACUAUGAUGCGGGUCGAGGCACCCACGGCCGCCCUCGCUACCACAGCACGUCCGGGCACAGCGGCGGGUACUACCCCUCCGCGAGCUCGCACGGCCAUCGCAGCUCGUCCACAGGCGGACGCCGCCGCUCCCAGUCCGCGACGCGCUACAGCACGCAGCCCGUCUAUACAACGAGCAGCGCGCAUCACAGCGUCCUCCACUCGACACACCCCUCGCAGUACCGCGACCGGCGGUACUCUGCCUCCGCCGAGCCCAGCGUCGGCGACCGCUUCCGCCGGUUCUUCGGCAUGCACCCCUCCGCGGACGGCUACGCCCACCACCCAGGGUACGUCGACGCCCACACAGGCCGCACCGUCGACUGGCGCGGCCGGCCCAUCUACCGGGUCUGAAGCCGGCCUGCUCCCGUCUCCUUCCGUCCCCCAUCCAUCACCUCUUGCACCCCUACACGUUUUACUGUUACAAGUUCUUACUUCCCCCGUACCAGAACCUAGGUGGCCCCCGAAUAUCCGAAGGCGCUGGUCCGCCCGAGCCUCGAUCGCCUCGUUGAACGUGCCUGCUCCGAGUCCUCCGCUUUUACCCAUGCAUACCGAUGAUCCUUGCACGCUCUAGACGGUUCUGCAUAUAAUUGCUUAAAUUUGAUGGAAUCCUUCAUCCGCAGGUGCAUGUAAUAUGUACCUGUCGGGACUUUUUGUGCGCACAUUUUGUAUGGUAUUGCUCCAGCUCUGGAAUGUUCUGCUACUGUACGUGUAAUGCUUCGCUCUCCGGUAGUGUACGUGUCCGCGUCCGUGUCUGCACGCGUGUAUCGAUGUAAUCAACCGAGCAAGUUCGCCCGUAUACAUGGGGUUUGCAGUCCCUCCGAAUCCGACGUGC
Messenger RNA from Laetiporus sulphureus 93-53, 1363 nucleotides. RefSeq lists its product as uncharacterized. The coding region runs from base 193 to 882 and encodes 229 amino acids. The transcript has 3 exons. The record is from RefSeq and is a predicted model, not a curated record. NCBI's taxonomy places the organism in Eukaryota, Fungi, Basidiomycota, Agaricomycetes, Polyporales, Laetiporaceae.